AUGGCGUCGCAGAUCAAACAGAUCCAGGUUGAGCGCGAAGACACUCGCCGGAAGUUGAAUGCCGAGAGAAGUCGGUUCGAAGAGGAGAAAGAGGCGCAUCGGCGAAGGAUUCUCCUCGAGAAGGAAAGGUUUCGACAGGAAGCGGAGGCGCUGGAUGCGGAGAAGCGUCGCAUCGUGGAUACAAAUAUCGCGACGGAGACUGUCGUCGACUUGAAUGUCGGGGGCGUCGUCUUUGAGGCAUCGCGGCACACACUCGUACAACAGCCUGGAUCUUUCUUGGAGAGUCUCUUGUCCGGUCGCCACCAUGUCUCUCGCGACAAGCAGGGCAGGAUCUUCCUCGACCGGGACUCGGAGCUCUUCCGCAUCAUCCUGAACUUCCUCCGCAACCCCUCUACGCCGCCCCAACCGAGGGACGCGGCGGAGAGCGACGCGAUCACGCAGGAGGCGGAUUUCUUGGGCAUUCGCUUCUUUCCUUUUCCGCUCGUCUUCGCGGUCGGCGGUCACAACGGCAGUGAGCACCUGCGCUCGCUCGAAGUCCUCGACGUUGGGCAGCAGUGUUGGCGGCCUUGCAAGGCGAUGGAGACUGAGCGCGCGUACUUUGGAAGCAGCGUUUUGCAGAAUCGCCUCUUCGUGUACGGAGGACAGAAUCUCGACUACAAGGCGCUGUGCGAGACGGAGAUCUUUGACUGCCUGCGCGACUGCUGGGUGACCGGCGCGCCGCUGAACGUGCCACGGCGCAACACGGGCGGCGUGUUCAUGACCGGCAGACACUUUGCAGUUGGCGGCUUCGACGGCUCCGACAUCCUCGCCAGCGUUGAGUGCUACGACCCGCGCAUGCGGAACUGGAUGGAAGUCGCGCCGCUGCACACGCCCCGCUCCAGCGCCAUGUGCUGCGUGCAAGACGAUCGCCUUUACGUGCUUGGCGGGACGAAGGGCGAGCGGCUGCGGAGUGUGGAGGUCUACGAGCCUCGAGUGAACAAGUGGGAGAUUCUGCCCUCUGAGAUGAUCGAAGUCCGCAGCGCAGGAAGUGCAGCGUGCAGCUUUGACCACAUCGUCGUCAUGGGAGGCAUCGACAACGGCAACGUGAUUCACAGCUCCGUGGAAGUCCUCGAUCCGCAGACCAAGCGCUGGGCCUUCCUCGCAAAUAUGGACGUCCCCCGCAUGGACUGCGCGGCCGUCGUCGUCUCGGAUUCGAUUUUGGUCACGGGCGGCCAGAACGAAGACGUGCUGUCGAGCACAGCGUUCCUCCGUCACGAGCUGAACGAGUGGAAGGCAGGACCUCCCAUGCUGUCUCCUCGCUACGGCCACGGCGUGCUAAUCGCGAAUUUGUAA
Molecule: messenger RNA, 1332 nt
Organism: Besnoitia besnoiti
Lineage: Eukaryota; Apicomplexa; Conoidasida; Eucoccidiorida; Sarcocystidae
Product: kelch repeat and K+ channel tetramerization domain containing protein
Exons: 7
Coding region: 1-1332 (443 amino acids)
Biological process (GO): protein homooligomerization
Molecular function (GO): protein binding
Source: RefSeq, a predicted model, not a curated record